AUGGAUUCUUCUAAGAUCAUUAACAUUAUUUUAGCCAUAUUCUUACCACCUGUUGCUGUGUUCGCUGCCCGUGGUUGGGGUACCGAAUGUAUAAUUGAUAUCGUUUUAACCAUCUGUGUCUUCUUCCCAGGUAUGUUAUAUGCCCUAUAUAUUGUGUUAUCCGAUUAG
This is a messenger RNA of Kazachstania africana CBS 2517, 168 nucleotides long. It is a transcript of the gene PMP3, whose product is annotated as Pmp3p. The transcript has a single exon. The record is from RefSeq and is a predicted model, not a curated record. Gene Ontology annotation, cellular component: membrane. The coding region runs from base 1 to 168 and encodes 55 amino acids. NCBI's taxonomy places the organism in Eukaryota, Fungi, Ascomycota, Saccharomycetes, Saccharomycetales, Saccharomycetaceae.